AUGGACCCAGGAUCCUCGCUAGAUGAUAUUGCCCCGAUUGCCAUUCUUAUGGAUGAGCUUCGGUCAGAGGACGUCCAGCUGCGCUUGAACGCCAUCCAUCGGAUAUCGACGAUUGCGCUCGCACUGGGCCCCGAACGCGCACGCGAUGAGCUGAUACCCUUCCUGCAAGACUCGGUGGACGAUGAGGACGAGGUCCUGCUGGCGCUCGCGGAAGAGCUCGGCCGCAAUUUCGAGGAAUACAUUGGCGGACCGGAGUUCGCGCACGUCUUGUUGGGUCCUUUGGAGAACCUGUCUGCGGUGGAGGAAACGCUGGUCCGCGACAAGGCCGCGGAGUCGAUCACCAAAAUAUCCAGUGUCUUGAACCAGGCACAAGUCGAGCAAUUCUACAUCCCCCUCGUGCAGAGGCUCUCCCACGGCGAGUGGUUCACGUCCCGCACGUCGUCGUGCGCACUCUACGCGCCCGUAUACGACAAAGUCGCCCCCACCGUGCAAGAUGACCUCCGCCGCGCAUUCGCCGCGCUCGCCGCGGACGACACGCCCAUGGUCCGCCGAGCGGCCGCGAAAUCGCUCGCGCCGCUCAUCAAGAAGCUUUCCAAGCAACAUGUCCUGACCGACGGACUCGCCAUGUACAGGAAGCUCCAAGCAGACGACCAGGACUCCGUCCGUCUGUUGACGGUGGAGGACUUGAUCGCACUCGCGCAGCAGCUCUCGCCGCCGGAGGUGAAGACGCAGCUCUUGAAGCAGAUCAGGCAGACGAUGACGGACAAGAGCUGGCGGGUGCGCUACAUGGCUGCGAGCCACUUCAAUGAGCUCGCCGAGGUCGUCGGCCAGGAACUUGUGCGGGAAGAGCUUAUCGGCCACUUCGUCCAAUUGCUGAAGGACAACGAGGCCGAAGUGAGGACUGCGGCUGCUGGUCAGAUCCCAGGCUUCUCAAAACUACUCGAGAAGGAGGUCGUCCUCGCUCGCAUCGUUCCUUGCGUGAGGGACCUCUGCCAGGAUGUUUCACAGCACGUCCGUGCUGCGCUCGCCAGCCAGAUCAGUGGCCUUGCACCGCUGCUCGGCAAAGACGCCACCAUCGAGCACCUCCUCCCCUUGUUCCUGCAUCUUCUCAAGGAUGAAUUCCCGGAGGUCCGGCUGAACAUCAUCAGUAAGCUUGAGAUGGUCAACUCUGGUGCGUCUCCUAGCCACGAUCCAGAGGACGGUGUUGGUGACGCACAGGAUGGCGCUACAGUGAUUGGUAUCGAGCUCCUGUCCGAGAGCCUGCUUCCCGCGAUCGUCGAGCUCGCGGAGGACAAGUCAUGGCGCGUUCGCCAGGCCAUCAUCGAAUAUAUCCCCCUCCUCGCCAACCAGCUCGGCAAGGCGUUCUUCGACGAGUCGCUCGGCAACUUGUGCAUGUCCUGGUUGGGCGACAACGUCUACAGCAUCCGCGAGGCCGCAGCGAUCAAUUUGAAGAAGUUGACCGAGGUCUUUGGCGUCGAGUGGGCAAAGGAGCAGAUUGUUCCGAAGGUGGUGGGGAUGGGACAACAUCCUAACUAUCUUUAUCGUAUGACUACUGUGCAGGCCAUCAUGACGAUCGCGCCGUCUCUCACGCUUGAGAUUGUUCGUGGCGAUAUCCUCGAGAUGUUGCUUCAGCUUGCGGGUGACCCGAUCCCCAACAUCCGGUUCAAUGUCGCCAAAGCCCUGGAGACUACCGCCGUUUCCAUCGGCGACACACCCGAGGGCGCACAGCUCGUGCAGCAGAAGAUCGUGCCCGUCCUGGAGGCGCUGAAGAACGACCAGGACGCCGAUGUCCGGUUCUUUGCCACACGGGCGGCCCAGAAAGCCCAGGCUUUGGAAGCUUGA
This is a messenger RNA of Trametes versicolor FP-101664 SS1, 1842 nucleotides long. RefSeq names its product ARM repeat-containing protein. The record is from RefSeq and is a predicted model, not a curated record. Gene Ontology annotation, biological process: protein dephosphorylation. Gene Ontology annotation, molecular function: protein phosphatase regulator activity; protein binding. Gene Ontology annotation, cellular component: protein phosphatase type 2A complex; cytoplasm. Bases 1 to 1842 code for a protein of 613 amino acids. NCBI's taxonomy places the organism in Eukaryota, Fungi, Basidiomycota, Agaricomycetes, Polyporales, Polyporaceae. The transcript has 7 exons.